This is a messenger RNA of Pistacia vera, 1166 nucleotides long. RefSeq names its product probable 1-acylglycerol-3-phosphate O-acyltransferase. The record is from RefSeq and is a predicted model, not a curated record. Lineage: Eukaryota; Viridiplantae; Streptophyta; Magnoliopsida; Sapindales; Anacardiaceae. The coding region runs from base 343 to 714 and encodes 123 amino acids. The transcript is spliced from 2 exons.
UCAAGUUUUCAAAAUACUGAAGUUAAUGGUGCCUCUCUCUGGGUAAUGGUUUCCAGAGUGGUGAGGUAGAAUUUAGGUGUUUGCUGGCUGUUCACUUAUGGUGGUUUCCCUUGGGAGUCUAGUGGACCAUAUUGGCCAGCCUGUUUGGCCCAAAGAAUGGGGAAAUAUCUUUUUUCUACAAAUGUAUAGGAAUGGUACCAUCUAAAUUUAUUGUUUGUGUAGUCUAUGCCUUUCAUCCGAGAGACUCCUCUCAUUGUCUUGCUAAGGGCCGUCUGUUUUUGCCCUUACAAUGAUUUAUGAGCUUAGGUCCACUGUCUUGGAUCCACUAUUGGAUGUCUUAGGAUGACGUCAUAUUUAUUUUCAGUUAAGUGGGACUUAGUUUUGUUUGACAUUCUUGAUCUCAAUAUACAACUAGUUGGAGGUGAAAUUUUUAUGUCUGAUCUGUUCCUUUCUUUUGUUUACAGUGCAUCAGAUUGGAAAGUGCCAACCACUUUCAUAUAUGGUGUCAAAGAUUGGAUGAACUAUCAAGGUGCGCAAGAAGCCCGCAAGCAUAUGAAAGUUCCUUGUGAAAUUAUUAGGGUCCCCCAGGCUGGGCAUUUUGUGUUCAUAGAUAACCCAAAUGGUUUCCACGCAGCCAUGUUCUAUGCUUGCAGGAGGUUUCUUUCACCUGACCCCGAUAAUGAAUCUUUUCCUGAAGGUCUUUCAUCAGCCUAGAAAAUGACAGGUUUUACCUUUCCCUGCCAAUUUGUAUAAUUUAAUUACAUGAAUUAAUCGGUCAGAUAAGCAAAUUCUUUCUGGCAAUAAGACAUUCUUUACGCCCAUGUAGUCUCCAGCCUUGUACAUUAACACUGAAUAAGUGAUUUGUAAUGUUAAUGUGUAGAUUCUUUUAUGCCUUGGUUAUCUAUUGUCUAGAUUUAUUCAUGCAUACCAGAUAUUUAUCUUUGAACCAACUAUAACAUUUUUGUGGGCAGUUGUAGAAAUAGAAUAGGAUCAAUGUAAGACUUUAAUCAUGCCAGCGAUUGCCAGCCAGGCUGGUGAUUGAGGAAACUCAUGCUGCUCGUAGCAAUUAGCUAGCUGGAGCCCAGGGACAAUCAAUAGUUUACGAGUCUGCAACAAAAUAAGGAGCUCACUGAAAUUUUCUAGUUUGAGCUUAUUAACUCCUCCAU